Pangasianodon hypophthalmus (striped catfish) is the source of this 1166-nucleotide messenger RNA. RefSeq names its product purine nucleoside phosphorylase 4b (gene pnp4b). The transcript is spliced from 6 exons. Gene Ontology annotation, molecular function: purine-nucleoside phosphorylase activity. NCBI's taxonomy places the organism in Eukaryota, Metazoa, Chordata, Actinopteri, Siluriformes, Pangasiidae. Gene Ontology annotation, cellular component: cytoplasm. The record is from RefSeq and is a predicted model, not a curated record. Gene Ontology annotation, biological process: nucleoside metabolic process. The coding region runs from base 98 to 988 and encodes 296 amino acids.
UUCCCUCUCUCUCUCUCUCUCUCUCUCUCUCUUAUCUCUUUUUACAAGGUCCAACUCUGUCCUCUUCCCACAAUCUAAAUCUUUACAGCUGGGAAUCAUGCACAGCAAGGGAAAUUCAUGUUGCUGUUCAUUUGAUGAGUGUAAGCUAGCCACAGAGUGGCUUCUGAGCAAGACUAGACACCGCCCAAAGAUAGCUGUAAUAUGUGGCUCUGGACUCAGCUUCCUUGCAGAGAGUGUCUCUAACAAGCAGGCCUUUCGCUAUGAGGACAUCCCCAAUUUCCCUGUGAGCACAGUUCCUGGCCAUGAUGGGCAGCUUGUGUUUGGUCGUAUAAAAGACAAGACCUGUGUCUUCAUGCAGGGCAGGUUCCAUCUAUAUGAGGGUUAUUCAUUGUGCCAGGUCACAUUACCUGUGCGGAUUUUCAAGCUGAUGGGAGUAGAGAUGAUUAUAGUAACGAAUGCAUCAGGAGGCAUCUGUCAGGACUUCAAAGUGGGUGAUAUUAUGAUCAUCAAGGACCACAUUAACUUGCCAGGGUUUGCUGGACAACAUCCACUAUGUGGGCCCAAUGAUGAACGAUUUGGGAUCAGGUUCCCAUGCAUGUCUGAUGCAUACAGCAAAGAGCUAAGAAAGUUGGCUCUGGACAUCAGCGCUGAGCUGGGCUAUUCUGACUUUGUGCGGGAGGGAGUUUACUGCAUGGUCAGUGGACCCAACUUUGAGACUGUCGCUGAAGCACGGAUGCUGCAUAUCCUCGGAAGCGACUCCGUAGGUAUGAGCACAAUCCCUGAGGUAACGGUGGCCAAGCACUGUGGCCUGCGAGUCUUAGGCCUGUCUCUCAUUACCAACAAGGUGUCACUGGACUACAGCAGUGAGGAGAUGGUCAAUCACGAGGAGGUGCUGCAGAUCAGCAAGAUGAGGGCCGAGAUGCUCCAGAAUGUGCUCAACACCUUUAUUGCUCACUCUCACCAAGUGGAGACCAUCAGCAGCUGCUAGACAUCCUUUAUAUGAACUCAGGCAGACUGAAUUAUGCAGACACCAUGUAAUGUUUUUUUCUAUCACAGUUUUGUUACGAUUUCUUACCCAAGCAGUAUAUUUUUCACUCAUCCUGUAUAAAGCUGUUCAGAGUCAGUAUUGUCAUUGUAAAUGAAAAUAAAUAAAAAUUCUCAAAAGA